This is a messenger RNA of Macrosiphum euphorbiae (potato aphid), 1275 nucleotides long. The record is from the annotation of a GenBank genome assembly. NCBI's taxonomy places the organism in Eukaryota, Metazoa, Arthropoda, Insecta, Hemiptera, Aphididae.
AUGUCAUCGGAGGAGGAUGUCGUUUGUGCGCUUGCGUUGUUGUAUGCGUACAAAAAUCAUACAAAAGCGCGGAAAAAAAAAUGGUGGGUUCGCCCAAGUUUGCAGAGCAGAAAAGUUGCUAAUGGAUCAAAAUUAUUAAACGAAUUAAGAGAAGAUGAUGAAUUAAAUUUUGAAUUACGAGGUUCAUUUCAUAAUUUUUUAAGAAUGUCAAGUUCAGAUUUUGAAUACAUAUUGUGCAAAAUAGAGCCAAUAAUAAAAAAAUCUGAUACUUUUAUGAGGCAAGCUAUACCAGUGCAAGAAAGGCUCGCAGUUACGCUAAGAUUUUUAGCUACCGGUGACUCAUAUAUGAGCUUAUCAUAUUUAUUUAAAAUAUCUAAACAGUCAAUUUCAGAAAUUGUUCCCGAAGUUUGUACUGCUAUCAUUGAUGUACUGAAAGAAUUUAUUAAAAGACCGAAUACUGUCGAAGAAUGGCUUGAUAUUGCCAACGGUUUUGAAACGAGAUGGAAUGUACCAAAUUGUAUCGGCUCAUGGGAUGGCAAGCACAUAGCAUUACAAUCACCGAUGAAUAGUGGAACAGAAUAUUAUAAUUAUAAAGGUUUUUUUAGUAUUGUUUUGAUGGCUGCAUCCGAUUCUAAUUAUAAUGUAAUAUGGGCUAAUGUUGGUAGUCAGGGACGUAUUUCUGAUGGUGGUGUUUUUGACAAUAUGAAAUUCAAAAACUUAAUGAUAUCUGGUCAACUUAAACUUCCUGAUUCUCGACCUUUGAGAGGAAGGAGUAAUCCGAUUCCGUAUGUAUUCAUUGCAGAUGAUGCGUUUCCCAUAUCACACAAUAUUAUGAAACCCUACUCAGGCCACCACGAAAAAGGUUCAAAAGAAAGAAUAUGUAACUACAGAUUUAGCCGGGGUAGAAGAGUCGUGGAAAAUUUAUUUGGUAUAUUGGCUUCAGUUUUUAGAAUAUUUCGUAAACCGAUGUUAGUUGAACCAAACAAAGCAGAAAUAAUUACUUUAGCGUGCUUACAUCUACAUAACUAUUUAAGAAAAAGUUCUUCUUCAAAACAGUCGUACUGGCAAACUGGUACAGUUGAUUUUGAAAAUAUUGAUACAGGAGAAAUAACACCAGGAACAUGGAGAAGUGAUCAAGUAGGAUUAAAUAGUUUUAUGGGGUUAGAUAGGGUAGGACGCAGACAAACUAUUGAAGCGCAUAAGAUCAGGGAAGAAUUUAAAGAGUAUUUUAAUUCAAAUGAAGGACGAGUUCCGUGGCAAGAUUUAUGUGCAUAA